Molecule: messenger RNA, 555 nt
Organism: Humulus lupulus (European hop)
Lineage: Eukaryota; Viridiplantae; Streptophyta; Magnoliopsida; Rosales; Cannabaceae
Exons: 1
Coding region: 1-555 (184 amino acids)
Source: RefSeq, a predicted model, not a curated record
AUGGCUCAAUCUCACAAAGGUGCUGCUCCUUCGAAUGGUUGGACUGAUACUGCCACCACUUCCACUGAUACAAAUCGAUUCUCUGCUCUUGAUCAGCGCUCUCGGCCUUCUUCUGAUGAUGCUCGGAAUCCAUACUUCCUUACUCAUAGUGAUCAUUCUGGUGCGAAUUUGGUUCCCAAGAUUCUUAUUGGAGGUGAAAACUACAGUUCUUGGAAGCAUUCUAUGACUGUUGCUCUUCUUGCCCGAAACAAGUUGAAGUUUAUCAAUGGUAAGAUUCUUCAACCCGAACCUGAUGAUGAUGACUAUGAUGCCUGGAGUAGAUGCAAUAGUAUGGUUAUUUCUUGGAUAUUACAUGUUGUUUCAAUUGAUAUCGCAAAUAGCAUUAUGUAUCUCGAUGUUGUCUCUACUAUUUGGUAUGAGCUUCAUGAUUGUUUUCACCAAAACAACGGCCCUCGUGUUUUUGAGGUGAAACGCUCGAUGCAGGUUCUUACUCAAGGCAGAAACAAUGUUCAGAUGUAUUUUACUCACCUCAAAUGCCUUUGGGAUUCAGUUUGA